Molecule: messenger RNA, 1732 nt
Organism: Ictalurus punctatus (channel catfish)
Lineage: Eukaryota; Metazoa; Chordata; Actinopteri; Siluriformes; Ictaluridae
Gene: ddah2
Product: dimethylarginine dimethylaminohydrolase 2
Exons: 7
Coding region: 384-1226 (280 amino acids)
Biological process (GO): positive regulation of nitric oxide biosynthetic process; arginine metabolic process
Molecular function (GO): amino acid binding; dimethylargininase activity
Source: RefSeq, a predicted model, not a curated record
AAGAGACAGAGAGGGAGAGAGAGAGAGAAUAUGAAUAACGGGCUCUGUGGGUGUGGGAGGAGAGGAGAUGAAUUAGAUUCAUGAACUCUGGUUCACGGAUUCAAACCGAGGCUUUAUUAUUUUUAUAAGAGGGAGAUCAUCCGGUCAGCUUCCAUUCCUGCCUCACUAAACAACUUCAUCCUGCUGGAUCAGCUCUCUGUCUCUGUCAGGGUGUGGGUGAUGCUGCUGUAGAUGAGUGAAUGAGUCUCCUAACAGGGAUCCAUUAGAAACCACAGGUACACACCCUGUAACCACAUCUCUCUCUCACACACACACUCUCUCACACACACACACACACACACACACACACACACACACACACACACACACACACUCCGAGUGUUAUGGCGAGCGUGUGUCCGUACGGACGGUUCACCCAUGCUGUGGUACGUGGUAUCCCUCAGUCCCCCAGUGUGGGUGGGGUGGAGGUGGAGGUGGCAAAGUUGCAGCGUCAGUACGGAGUGUUAGUGGGGACUCUGAGGCAGAAGGUGGGACUGCAGGUGCUGGAGAUCCCUGCAGACACACACACUAACACACACCUUCCUGAGAGCUGGAGGAUAGAGGACAUGGCCAUCGUACAGGGAGACACGGCACUCGUCACACAACCGCUCAACCAGGAGAGACGCCAGGAGGCAGAGGCAGUGAGGCGUGUCCUCACGGAGUUGAACCUGACCAUGGUGGAGAUGGAGGAUGAUGGAGCUACAUUGGAGGGCAGUGAUGUGCUCUUCACUGGGAAAGAAUUCUUUGUCGGCCUUUCCAAAAACACCAACCAGCGUGGAGCUGAGAUCCUCGCCAACACCUUCCGGGACUUUGCCGUGUCCACAGUGCCUGUUUCUGCUGGUACUCGUCUGAAGAACAUCUGCUCAAUGGGAGGUCCUGAGACCAUCAUCUUCAGUAAUAGUGAGGGAGCGAGGCAGACACUAAGGGUAAUGGAGCAGUUGACCGAUCAUCACUAUGACGUGUUGUCUGUACCGGAGGACGCUGCAGCUAACUGUGUGUACGUGCGCGGUGCAGGUGGAGCGGACUAUCUGCUCCACCCCACGCAGGGCGAGUGUCCCAACAGUGUCUCUACCUUCCAGAGGUUUCCGAGCUACAACCUGCUCCCUACAGCGUGCAGUGAGGCCUCCAAACUUGGGGGGGCGCUGUCCUCAUUCUGCCUGCUCAUCAACAGGAAACUCCCUUACUAACACCACACACACUUCACAUCUGUCUACGCUUAUAACGUUUGUGUUCAUCUGCAGACAUGCUUCACAAUUUUGAUAUAUUAAAAUCCAGGCCUCCAUGUUACUGUGUGUACAUUUAACAAAUAAAAAAAUCAUUUCAGUCCAUCGAUUACUUUCUAAUUUUUACUCCCGAACAUGGUGGUGGUUCUUCUCAACAAAAACAGUGUUUAACACUGCAGUGGCCCUUUACAUAAAGAAAAACACUGAGGUGGAGUUACUGUUACCACCCUGAAGUUGAUCGUUUCCCACCAACAGCACCAUGUUUUAUUCCUUUUGCACCACAGAAAAUUGCCACUGAUCACCAUUUCUAAUUAAUUGAAGAACACAUCAGACUUUAUUUCCAUUUAACAUUGUGGAACACCCCUUAAACAAAUUAUAUAAAAAGAGAGGCUGGGGAAGGUCUGGCUGUAUCUGAUCUAACAAAUGAAAUGUAACUAUAAACAAAUAAAAAAACUAAUUGUUUAGGCUUA